AUGUAUGGGUCAUCGGGAAUGUUCUUCGGCAUCAAGUUGAGAUGUCGUAAAGUUACCCUCCCUGUCUAUGGAGGGACCGAGUCCAUGGGCUGCUUUCAUCAUUACGCCGAGAGCCCCUUCGUUGGAAACGUUUCCAGCAGAGUCGAUGGAAGACUGGCGUGGCCGCCACAGAAACUUGAGUGCAGCUUCCUCUCCGGCAGGACGUCGGGAUGCUGGGCUGGUGCUUGGCCUUCCAGGAUCCGCGAGGAGACCCACAAGUGCUUGAAAGGCGGAGAGAUCGAAGUUGUGAGAGGAUCAGGAGCUCAGAGCUACGACGGCAGAGCAUUGUCGACUGGGUGUGAGAGGAGUUGA
Guillardia theta CCMP2712 is the source of this 351-nucleotide messenger RNA. RefSeq lists its product as hypothetical. The record is from RefSeq and is a predicted model, not a curated record. NCBI's taxonomy places the organism in Eukaryota, Cryptophyceae, Pyrenomonadales, Geminigeraceae. The transcript is spliced from 4 exons. Bases 1 to 351 code for a protein of 116 amino acids.